AUGUCUAUUAAUACCUACCACGUACACGCACAUACCAGGGCAGCUUCAUCAUCUACAUACUACGGUCAGCAAGAGACAGAAAGGCAGAACAAAGUCCCUGACGAGAGGAAAAAAUUAAAAGAGUCAGCUUGUUACACGGAAAAACAGAGGAGAGAGCAUAAGAAGGAGGAGAAGAAGCUUGGAACUCAAGACUCCGCCACGGCAACGAGUGAAACAACGAUGAUGCAAAUGCUAGACACUCCUCCCCCCUAA
Messenger RNA from Trichoderma reesei QM6a, 252 nucleotides. RefSeq lists its product as uncharacterized. NCBI's taxonomy places the organism in Eukaryota, Fungi, Ascomycota, Sordariomycetes, Hypocreales, Hypocreaceae. The transcript is spliced from 3 exons. The record is from RefSeq and is a predicted model, not a curated record. The coding region runs from base 1 to 252 and encodes 83 amino acids.